Messenger RNA from Chionomys nivalis (European snow vole), 1803 nucleotides. RefSeq names its product ALG2 alpha-1,3/1,6-mannosyltransferase (gene Alg2). The record is from RefSeq and is a predicted model, not a curated record. Bases 44 to 1291 code for a protein of 415 amino acids. The transcript is spliced from 2 exons. NCBI's taxonomy places the organism in Eukaryota, Metazoa, Chordata, Mammalia, Rodentia, Cricetidae. Gene Ontology annotation, molecular function: GDP-Man:Man(1)GlcNAc(2)-PP-Dol alpha-1,3-mannosyltransferase activity; alpha-1,3-mannosyltransferase activity.
GAGAUUGCCGGAGCUCGCGCGCAGGGAGCGCGGCUGCUCGGCCAUGGCUGAAAACCUGUGCCGAGCCCGGGCCCGGGUCUACCCCCCGUCCGUACUGUUCCUGCACCCGGACCUGGGCGUGGGCGGUGCCGAGCGGCUAGUGCUGGACGCGGCGCUGGCGCUGCAGGAGUACGGCUGUGACGUGAAGAUAUGGACCGCGCACUACAACCCGAACCACUGCUUCCUGGAGACCCGCGAGCUCCCGGUGCACUGCGCCGGGGACUGGCUGCCCCGCAGCCUGGGCUGGGGCGGCCGCGGCGCCGCCAUCUGCGCCUACGUGCGCAUGAUCUUUCUGGCUCUCUACGUGCUGUUUCUCUCUGGCGAGGAAUUUGACGUGGUCGUGUGCGACCAGGUGUCUGCCUGUAUACCUGUCUUCAAACUGGCGAGACGGCGUAAGAAGGUCCUGUUUUACUGUCACUUCCCAGAUCUACUGCUUACAAAGAGAAAUUCUGCUCUGAAGCGGUUCUACAGGGCCCCCAUUGACUGGAUCGAGGAAUACACCACAGGCAUGGCAGAUCGCAUCUUGGUCAACAGCCAGUACACAGCUUCCGUCUUUAAGGAAACCUUCAAGACCCUGUCUCAUGUAAACCCUGAUGUCCUCUACCCGUCCCUGAACAUCGGCAGCUUUGACUUGGCUGUUCCUGAGAAGAUAGAUGACCUAGUCCCCAAGGGGAAACAGUUCCUGUUCCUCUCUAUCAACCGAUUUGAAAGGAAGAAGAAUCUACCUUUGGCGCUGAGCGCCCUAGUCCAGCUUCGUGGACGGUUGACUUCUCAAGACUGGGAGAGGGUUCAUCUGUUCAUGGGUGGUGGUUACGACGAUAGGGUCCUGGAAAACGUGGAGCACUAUAAGGAGUUAAAGAAAAUAGUCCAGCAGUCAGACCUUGAGCGCCACGUGACCUUCCUGCCAUCCUUCUCAGACAGACAGAAGAUCUCGCUCCUCCACGGCUGUUUGUGUGUGCUUUACACCCCAAGCAAUGAGCACUUUGGCAUCGUCCCUCUGGAGGCCAUGUACAUGCAGUGCCCAGUCAUCGCCGUCAACUCAGGGGGGCCCUUGGAGUCUGUUGUUCACAAGGUCACAGGGUUUCUGUGUGAACCUGACCCAGUGCACUUCUCAGAGGCGAUGGAACAGUUCAUCCACAAGCCAUCCUUGAGAGCCACGAUGGGCCUGGCUGGAAGAGCCAGGGUAGCAGAGAAGUUCUCCGCUGAAGUGUUUGCGGAACAGCUCUUCCAGUAUGUCACCAAACUCGUGUAGCCGGGACACCUCUAGAGCUCAGGGCCAGUAUGCGAGUUGCGCUGCAAUCCUUAUGGGUUGUGGAAGCAGCUCUGAAACCAAAAAGAAGGAGCUAGAAUCUAGUGCUAGUAAGAUCAUUUUUUUAAGUAGACUUGAGUCUUGAAUGUGAGCCACCUGUCCACCACUCCUACCUGUGAUUUUCUAAAAAUAUCCUUAAUGCUGUAAUCAUUCCAGAUCUCGUCAGCGUUGUUGAAAGAAUGGUAGAAACCUGCUGCCAGCAGGGUAUUUUAAUUCUGUUUUCCUGGAUUAUUGUUCCUUUAUAUAUAAAGGUGUAAUCGUCCACUGCCUUAAUUGGCUUUAAUUGUUUAGGUCUUGCCAUUGUCACAGUUGAUUGAUUUGACUUCAGGGUGUAAUGGGAACGGGCAAUUGCGGGUUUCACGCUCAGUUCUGUUAAAGUGUUCUCUGUUAGCUGUUAGGAAAGUUUUGUUUGAAUUUUGCCUGGAUCCAUAACGAGAAUGCUCAGUAUUAUUUAU